AUGGAGUCAUCACAGCAUGGUCAAGAGCUUGUAACACAGCAGUGCUCAUCGACACAAGUGGAUUGGGGUUGCCUGCCCCACAAUGUACUGGAGAACAUCAAAGCCAUGCUGAUGGCACAGCAUGUCCACAGCUCCAGAGUGUUGAAGACAGCAAGUCUCGUCAACAAGCACUGGGGCCGGUGGGCAGCAGGCUGUGUUACUUUUGUCCGGCUCCCUCCAGGCGUGUCUCUGUCACUGUCUGUAGUUGACACCAUGGUCAGGAAAUUUGGCGGGAUGGUUGGACUUGGCUUCAGAUCGCAGCCAUAUUCGGCUUGGAGGGUGCUGUCUACUGAUGAACUAGCUGCAUUGAAGGAAAUGCGCUGGUUGGCGCAUAUUGAUAUCGAAGGUCUCUAUGUCUCAGAUGAGGUACUUGCGUAUGUGGUGGAGUUGCCUUGCCUGACGCACCUAUUUUUGCAUCGGUGCCAGUGCGCUGUCACUGUUGCCGGCUUGGAACAAGUUGGGAGGUUGACUAAUCUUGAGCACCUGAUUUUGUCUGGCUGUUGUCAAGUUUCGGACAUUGGGCUGGAACUCGUGGAGAAGUUGCCAUCCCUGACGAAUUUGGAUUUGACCAGGUGUGUACACAUUUCAGAAAAUGGGUUACAGCAUUUGGAGAAGAUAUCAACACUGACGCGAUUAGUGCUGCACGAAUGUGGGCAAGUGAAUGAUGUUGGGUUGGAGCAUGUUGGGAACCUGGCCUCCCUCACGGCCUUGGAGCUGUCACACUGCAGCCAGAUCACCGAUGCUGGUUUGGAAUUUGUGGGAAAACUGAGGUUACUCACCCGGUUGGUUCUGAGGAAAUGUGAGCGCAUCACUGAAAGGGGUUUGAGGCAUGUGGGCCAGCUGGUUGACCUGGUGCACCUGGAGCUGUCUUCGUGUGGGGCCAUCAGGGACGUUGCUCUGGCGCACGUGGCAAAACUACGGUCCCUGAAGCACUUGAAUUUGGGGCACUGUGGGCGCGUCACAGACAUUGGUGUGGGUUGUGUUCAUGAACUGGUGUUUCUGACCCAGCUGGUGCUGCAGGGAUGUGAGCGCAUUACAGAUGAUGGGCUGGGGUACGUGGGCAACUUAUCCUCUCUUGUGCACCUGAAUUUGUCUCAUUGCAGACGGAUAACGGAUGUUGGUCUGGAUGAUGUGGGGAAACUGUCGUUUCUCACUUACCUGGAUUUGUCCUGGUGUGGGAACAUCACUGACGAGGGCUUGGAAUCCCUGGGGAAGCUGACUUGCCUAACGCACCUGGACUUUCAUAUGUGCAGGCACAUUACCGAUGCUGGCCUCGAGAGGGUGGGCAGACUGGUGGGACUGCCACAAGAUCGGAAGUGGUUUUGUGGCAGACUGGGAAUGCCAGCUAGUGGUGAUGGGUAUGCGGACAUGUAG
Ostreobium quekettii is the source of this 1413-nucleotide messenger RNA. The record is from the annotation of a GenBank genome assembly. Lineage: Eukaryota; Viridiplantae; Chlorophyta; Ulvophyceae; Bryopsidales; Ostreobiaceae.